Messenger RNA from Alternaria arborescens, 372 nucleotides. RefSeq lists its product as hypothetical. The record is from RefSeq and is a predicted model, not a curated record. The transcript is spliced from 2 exons. Bases 1 to 372 code for a protein of 123 amino acids. NCBI's taxonomy places the organism in Eukaryota, Fungi, Ascomycota, Dothideomycetes, Pleosporales, Pleosporaceae.
AUGAAAUCUAUACUCUUCCUCCUCAGCUUCUUCGCGCUCUUCGCUACCGUUGCUGUUGGUACAGAUUGGAAAUACCAAGAGGGUGGUAAACAGCAUGACAGAGGGUACAGACAAGGGGAUUGGGGCGAAUGCGGGCAAUGCCAUCGACACUACUGGGCGUGCUACACAGACUGCACCAACGGAAAGGAGUAUGGAAAUGAGCAUGGGAACGACCUCCGUUAUCCCAACCAGGAAUGCCGCUCACUCUGCCAGCAAUGGGCCGAAUCGAGCGUACAUUGGUGCACGAAACAUCAAUGCAAGCUUCAUACCGGGAAAUGGGGGGAGGACGAAUGGCAUAGUCAGGUACGUGAUCACCAGAAAGCAACAGUGUAG